This is a messenger RNA of Fusarium proliferatum ET1, 843 nucleotides long. RefSeq lists its product as uncharacterized. The record is from RefSeq and is a predicted model, not a curated record. The transcript is spliced from 2 exons. NCBI's taxonomy places the organism in Eukaryota, Fungi, Ascomycota, Sordariomycetes, Hypocreales, Nectriaceae. Bases 1 to 843 code for a protein of 280 amino acids.
AUGAAAACCUCAACACUCAUGACAAUGGUCCUUGCGGCUGCCACUAACUUCAUGGUCCAUGCCGCAACAGUGAGCAAUGAUCCUGUCGUGGAACCUGUCCUCAACCAGAUGACCUCUCAAGGCUGCUGGAAGUCGAAUGGCAACUUGACAGUCGGUUACGAAGGAGUGAAGACAACAAGUGGUUGGUGCUGGGAUAUUUGCAAGAAGAAGAGCGCCAAGGUUUUCAGUGUCCAAGCAUCCAAGUGCUACUGUGGCGACGUUUAUCCCAAGGAAGGUGAUCAAGUUGACGACGACAAAUGCAACUGGCCAUGCCCUGGCUACGGCAAAGCGGCUUGUGGUGCUCUGAAGAAUUACUGGUCAGUCUACAACUCAGGCGAAGACCUUGCGCCCGACAAUUAUGUGCCAGAAGAAACGACGACAAGUGCUGCCCCUUCUUCCACCAAGGCUGCGGAGACUACUGCCGCAGAGGAGUCUUCUCCUGCAACAGGAACUCAGGACGCCGCUACUACUUCAGAAGCCGCUUCAGAUGAUAAGAAAGAUGGCCCCAACGUGGCCGCUAUUGCCGCCGGCGUGGUUGUCGGCGUGGUAGUCAUUGCUGCUAUCGGGGGUGGUGCUAUUUUCUUCGUUCGUCGCCGACGCAAUGCUGAGAUAGAGGAGGAGCACCGUCGGAACGCGGCUGUAAAUGCUUUCAUCAACGGCUCCAAGCCCCCUGGCAGCAGCGGUAGCAUCUCUAUGACUGAUUCGCGCCUUGACCCAGUCAUGGCUCACCGACGACUCAGUGACGGCAGCAUCGCCGAUAACCAAGAUUACUCUCGAAGAAUUCUACGGGUCACCAACGCAUGA